AUGGCGAAAAGAAAAAUGAAACUGAAGGACGCUCUCGCUGCAGAUCAAAUUAAAAGAACGAAGCUUGCUCACGUUCAAAAGGUCAAGGCAAUCAAGGAAGCACAACAGCAGAGUCAUAAGCUGAAGCUAAAUCGAAAGCGUAACUCAGGUCACUCAACAUCAAAGCAAUCACAGGCGAUAUCUGAAGAAGGUGUCCAUGAGGCGCAUCCUUCUGCGCCAAUUCAAACUCAACCGCUUUCGAACAUUUCAGAUGAGGGUGUCCCCAGUAUCGGGUGCGAGGAUUCUUCGGCGCUGGUACCUACUGAUGAUCGACCCAUAACACUGCCCUUCGACCAGUCUGCGCCUGAUACCGACCUCAGAAAUGACCCAGGAAAUUCCUCGCAUCGGGAAAAGCGCCGCCGAGCGACUCCUUCAACAUGUAUGGUAGGGCCACGAGACCAGGUACUCUUGAUUGGUGAAGGUCAUCUGCUUACGGCCACGACCAUCGAUUCUGAAGAAAUCGUCUUACAAAAAUAUCCAGAUGCAGCUGAAUUUAUUCAAACACUCAAAAAGCAUGGCGUGAAUGUUUUAUUCAAGUUAGAUGCAUGUAAUUUACAUAAAGAUAAACGUGUUAAGAAUUGUAAAUUUGAUCGGGUGGUCUUUAAUUUCCCUCAUAUGGGUUCGGGUGAAGCUGAUAUGAACAGAAACAUCAAGUCAAAUCAGAUCUUGAUCUUGAAGUUUUUAAGAUCAGUCAAUCAUAUUCUACGUCAGAUGAGCGAAGAUGAUUACCCUCUGGUAGUAGAUUCUAGCGAUUCAGACAGCAAUGAGGUCCGCAAGGCGAUUCGACCAGUUGCACGUCAGAGUACGGUCUUGAUCACCCUCCGGAAUUGUUCGCCAUAUUCGCUUUGGGAGCUUCCUAAACUUGCAAAGCAUGGACCUGCGAUGGCUCAUUCAAUUCUUUACCCAACACAUCCUGCCCUCAAUAAUCCCAAGACACCUCAGCCCACCUACAAAGUUUCUCGAUCAAGAGAAUUCUGUCCAAGUCAUUAUCCAGGUUAUGAACAUAGGAGAACCCAAGGUUUCCAACCUGGUCGAAGUACACCUGGUAGUCUUGAUGUACUUUUACCAGCCAAAUUAAGGGAUCAAAAUAAAACUGGUCAUGUACCUGAGGAAUCGAAAGCAAGGACUUGGGAACUUGAGCUGGUAACACCACAAUGA
This is a messenger RNA of Melampsora larici-populina 98AG31, 1197 nucleotides long. RefSeq lists its product as uncharacterized. Gene Ontology annotation, biological process: rRNA base methylation. Gene Ontology annotation, molecular function: rRNA (uridine-N3-)-methyltransferase activity. The record is from RefSeq and is a predicted model, not a curated record. Gene Ontology annotation, cellular component: cytoplasm. Lineage: Eukaryota; Fungi; Basidiomycota; Pucciniomycetes; Pucciniales; Melampsoraceae. The transcript is spliced from 4 exons. The coding region runs from base 1 to 1197 and encodes 398 amino acids.